AUGUCAAGCCUUCGGUACAAUCCGUAUAGCUUUGGCGCCACAGCGCGAGGUCCCAUCCGACAACGUAGUCGGCGAAAUGUACGGGGUGCUGGAUGGCAUAGACGCGGCUACAGGGAUAAUGGUGACAUGUGGAUUAAUUUCUGGCGACAGGUCGUCCGUGGCGUCGAGAUGGAGGACGGUUUUCCACUGCCUGAAGACGAGCCCAUCACUACGCUCUUCGAUGGUGGUGAGACUGUCUACGCAAAGGUUUACGAUGAAGACGACCGGGAACGUGUCUGGGACGGCAUAAGCUGGACGUACCAUACACCCCGACGUCGCUGA
Peniophora sp. CBMAI 1063 is the source of this 321-nucleotide messenger RNA. Lineage: Eukaryota; Fungi; Basidiomycota; Agaricomycetes; Russulales; Peniophoraceae. The record is from the annotation of a GenBank genome assembly.